Molecule: messenger RNA, 1011 nt
Organism: Hansenula ciferrii
Lineage: Eukaryota; Fungi; Ascomycota; Saccharomycetes; Phaffomycetales; Wickerhamomycetaceae
Gene: ARP2
Product: actin-related protein 2
Exons: 1
Coding region: 1-1011 (336 amino acids)
Biological process (GO): Arp2/3 complex-mediated actin nucleation
Cellular component (GO): actin cortical patch; Arp2/3 protein complex
Molecular function (GO): actin filament binding
Source: RefSeq, a predicted model, not a curated record
AUGUGUGGUGACGAAGCAAGUGCUGUUCGUUCUGCUUUGCAAGUUUCUUAUCCGAUGGAAAAUGGUAUUAUUAGAAAUUGGGAAGAUAUGGAACAUUUAUGGGAUUAUGCAUUUUAUGAAAGAUUACAAGAAGAUACAACUGGUAAAAAAAUCUUACUUACAGAACCUCCAAUGAAUCCUUUGAAAAAUAGAGAAAAAAUGUGUGAAGUAAUGUUUGAAAAAUAUAAUUUUGGUGGUGUUUACGUUGCAAUUCAAGCUGUUUUAGCUCUAUAUGCUCAAGGUUUAUCCUCAGGUGUUGUUGUGGAUUCAGGUGAUGGUGUUACACAUAUUGUUCCAGUUUAUGAAUCUGUGGUAUUGAAUCAUUUAACUCGUAGAUUAGAUGUUGCAGGUAGAGAUGUUACAAGACAUUUAAUUGAUUUAUUAUCAAGAAGAGGUUAUGCAUUCAAUAGAACUGCUGAUUUCGAAACUGUUCGUCAAAUUAAAGAAAAAUUAAGUUAUGUUUCUUAUGAUUUAGAAUUAGAUGCUAAAUUAUCUCGUGAUACAACUACAUUAGUGGAGAGUUAUGAAUUACCUGAUGGUCGUGUGAUUAGAGUUGGUUCUGAAAGAUUUGAAGCACCAGAAUGUUUAUUCCAACCAAGUUUAGUUGAUGUUGAACAACCAGGUGUUGGUGAAUUAUUAUUUAACACUAUUCAACAAGCAGAUUUAGAUAUUAGAUCAACUUUAUUUAAAGCUAUUGUUUUAUCUGGUGGUUCAAGUAUGUAUCCAGGUUUACCAUCAAGAUUAGAAAAAGAAUUAAAACAAUUAUGGUUAACAAGAGUUUUACAUAAUGAUCCUUCAAGAUUAGAUAAAUUUAAAGUUCGUAUUGAAGAUCCUCCAAGAAGAAGGCACAUGGUUUUCAUUGGUGGUGCUGUUUUAGCAAAUAUCAUGGCUGAUAAGGAUCACAUGUGGAUUAAUAAACAAGAAUGGGAAGAACAAGGACCUGCAAUCUUACAAAAAUUAGGCCCAAGAUAA